This is a messenger RNA of Hyaloperonospora brassicae, 1764 nucleotides long. Lineage: Eukaryota; Oomycota; Peronosporomycetes; Peronosporales; Peronosporaceae. The record is from the annotation of a GenBank genome assembly.
AUGACAAAGAGGUGUCUAGAUACAAAGAACGCACUACCCACUCCGCUUCAAAUUGCUCUCUGGAAUGGAGACCUGCAGCAGAUCCAGGAGUGUUUGAAGGAAAGCGGUCAGGAGGCACUCGAGACGCGAGAUGCUCGUGGCAACCGGGCUUUGCACUUGGCGUUGAAGUUUGCCCAUAAAAACGCUACAGCAAUUGUGAUGGCUCUACUGGACGCGGGGGCACGUGUACGUUCUCGAGAUACCGAAGGCUGGAAGGCCAUUCAUCACGCCGUGCUGACCGAGAACGAAGAGAUCAUACGAAUCCUUGCUCGUCGAGAGAAAGAGCAAGCACCUGCGCUGUUGCAGAAGAAGAUUGACGGCAUUUGUCCGCGCCUUGCUGACGUCCCAGAUUUUUAUAGCGAGAUGCUUGUCGAUGUCUCCACCUGGGUACCCGGUGUCUCUCGCUGGCUGCCAUCGGACACAGUAAAGAUCUGGAAGGCCGCUCAGGACAUUCGCUUUGACGUUACGCUAGUAGGUUUCGAAAACGGCAAGUGGGAUCGAGGAAACCUAUCGUUUUUGCUCUUGGGCUCUCAACGAAAGUUCAUUUGCUUGGACAACCAGGCCAAAACGUGUACCAAUCUGCUCGACCUUGACACGACGUUGACGAAGACGGAACUGGAUCAGAUGGUGCACUUCUUGAUGACCACGUCGAUUGUCACGACUGACCUCGAUGCGUCCAAGGUUGUGUUCGAAAGGAGGUGCGCGUGGUUCUCCUCCGAGCCUUUGCUGCAGGAUAUCGGAUGCUGGAAAGACACCCGCGUUGUUGACAUGAUCGGCGUCGAGGCGUCCCUGCGAUACCGCAAGCCCCAUAACCCAUCGCAUCCACCUCCUACGACUGCGAACGAGCAUCCUGCUGCUUCCGACGCCGUUUCGCUGUUGGCAGAAGCGGAGUCAAGUAUUGACCACUACACUGAGGUAGUGGUCGAUCCGAAUUCUAAGCACGUCGUCUCUGUCAAUCUGUCGAAGAACGACGAGCUGACGUGGAAAUUCACGACGGAAAAGCGCGAUAUCCACUUUGGCGUCCGUUUUCGUGGAACAGAGGAUGGCGAAAGGUGGGAACAAGUUGUGCCUCUGCACCGCGUUCAAGCUCAGGCAAACAAAGAGACCGGUUCAUUCCAGGCCCCUCAUGUAGGCACGGUUGUGUUGACGUGGGACAACUCACACUCGAUCAUCCGGUCGAAGCGACUGCGCUUUGCCAUUACAUCAGCACGGGAAAAGGGAGAGGGUCUCGCGGAGAGCGAGGGCUGGGAUGCGCGAAACAGAGCCAAAGAAGAAGAAGUAGCAUUCAAGGACUGGUUUGGGGUGUCAAUUGAGGACUUGCCUGACUCGCUUCGUGCUCUGCGCCCACAUCGCUGCGUCUUGGCGUAUACCCAGCCUCCUUGUCGCAAGAUUACCAAAUCGUUUCCCGCAACUGUUUACAUGAGCGACCAGUUUCCACUCAGCGUAUCGGAGUUUCUCCCUGUGAUCGAGGUGCUCUCGAGAACGACGAGCGCUUUUGAGAGUGUGCAAGCGUUUUUCUCGGCGGCGCUCGUCGACGGGUUCCCCGUUCAGUUUUGUUUUCCGCUGGUCCCGUCAGUGUCGGCGACAUUCCGCUUCGACCGCAUGGAGCUGCAAACUCCAGAUUCCCACAAGUUUGUCGUUCCCAACUGCUACACAAUGCGUGGCGAAGACAUACUCUCUCCGCGCACGCACCAGGUGGUGCUGCAGCGUAUGACGGCUACCUGA